UCACCACUUUUAAGCCGAUUUGGUUCUUGUGUUGAAUGUUUAGAGCCAUGUAGCGGAUUCCAAUGGUGCUCAACCUGUGAGGUUGCUGCUCUUAAAAGAAAAUUUUCAGAAUGGACGAGCGGUAAUAUGAAUGUUGAUUAUAUGAUACAGCAAACCCAGUUAUUAUCCAAUGAUGGUGUGGGUUACCUCGAAUUUAUUCCGUUUGAAGAUUUUGAACAUGUAAAAUAUAUUGAAAGAGGCGCAUUUAAUUGUUUUGGAGUUACACGUGACCCAACAGGAUGUUACAUGUUUGUGACCAAAUUUUAUGAAUAUGGAAAUUUACAAGAAUUUCUUACUAAAACUAUGGGAUGCCUUUGUUGGAGAGAUAUAAUAGAUAUGCUUUGGGGAAUGGUGUCUGGAGGCCUUGAACGAAUUCAUGAUAAUGGCUUUUAUCAUGGCAAUUUACAUUGUGGUAACUUGUUAAUUGAAGAACAUCCAGAAUCAAUUCAUUUAAAAAUUUCUGAUAUUGGAUUACACGGGCCCGCUGAUGGAACAGGUUCUGGUUUUUAUGGUGUUUUACCUUAUGUUGCUCCUGAAGUCUUGAAAGGUAAAGGAUAUACACAGGAAUCGGACAUAUAUAGCUUCGGAAUAAUCAUGUGGACGCUUUCUUCUUUUGUACCUCCUUUUUGUCAGUAUCCUCAUGAUCUUGAUCUUGCAAAACGCAUAUGUGACGGUAUACAU
Racocetra fulgida is the source of this 720-nucleotide messenger RNA. Lineage: Eukaryota; Fungi; Glomeromycota; Glomeromycetes; Diversisporales; Gigasporaceae. The record is from the annotation of a GenBank genome assembly.